This is a messenger RNA of Carlito syrichta (Philippine tarsier), 963 nucleotides long. RefSeq names its product neuron navigator 3-like. The record is from RefSeq and is a predicted model, not a curated record. The annotation marks the transcript as partial. Gene Ontology annotation, molecular function: protein binding. Lineage: Eukaryota; Metazoa; Chordata; Mammalia; Primates; Tarsiidae. Gene Ontology annotation, biological process: neurogenesis; nervous system development. The transcript has 3 exons.
ACUCCUGUCCUUCCACUAUUGUGGAUUUUUAGCUGCUCUGAAUAUUGAACUGAAGAGCUUUUCCUUUUGUUUUUGUUUUGUUUCCCCUUUUUUCAUUCUCAAAGAUCAGACUCAGACUGCUUUAGUUAGAAGAAAAAGCAAAACUAGGAGCUCUUUAAUCCGAGAGAAGGAGCUUUGUAGCAGUUACCUUCAAGAGAAGUUUACUCCCCAAAGGAGUAUUUAGUAUUACAUAGACACUGACUCACUGAACAGAAAAAGAAGGGGGGGGGGGGCGUGUGGAGACAGUGAGAGAGAGAGAGAGAGAGAGAGAGAGAGAGAGAGAGAGAGAGAGAGAGAGAUUGAUCCCAGCCAGCAAGAAAGAAAGGUACUUAACUAAAGAUGAAGGGAAGUUUUGCCUCUUCCCGAAUAUUAUAUCAUUAGUUUUUAAAAAAUCGGGAUGACUGCUAGUUUUGUUUAAAGUAUUUGUUCUGGAAAUACUAAAGUUGGAGUCUACUAGACUGAGGUUAGGAGCAUUUUCUUUGGCAGCAAGAAGAUACUUUUAUAGAAGCCAUGCCUGUACUUGGGGUUGCCUCAAAACUGAGGCAGCCAGCUGUUGGGUCAAAGCCUAUUCAUACUGCUCUUCCGAUACCAAAUCUUGGCACUACUGGGCCACAGCCCUAUUCUUCAAGACCUCUGGAACUUGCUGAAAAAGAGAGCUCAAUGCUUUCUUGUCAGUUCACAUUAAAAUCAACCUGUGAAUUUGGAGAGAAGAAACCCCUCCAAGGAAAAGCCAAGGAGAAAGAAGACAGCAAGAUUUACACUGACUGGGCCAACCACUACCUAGCAAAAUCGGGCCACAAGCGACUGAUCAAGGAUUUGCAACAAGAUAUUGCAGAUGGAGUACUCCUAGCAGAAAUCAUCCAGAUCAUUGCAAAUGAAAAAGUUGAAGAUAUCAAUGGAUGUCCUAGAAGUCAGUCUCAGAUG